Stylophora pistillata is the source of this 526-nucleotide messenger RNA. RefSeq lists its product as uncharacterized. Gene Ontology annotation, cellular component: mitochondrion. The record is from RefSeq and is a predicted model, not a curated record. Gene Ontology annotation, molecular function: 2 iron, 2 sulfur cluster binding. Lineage: Eukaryota; Metazoa; Cnidaria; Anthozoa; Scleractinia; Pocilloporidae.
UUUUUUUUUUUUUUCUCUUCUCUGUCAAGAUCUAGUUAGUUUCUGAGAAUGGACCGGCUAUCUUUUGACGGUGCUCCUUCCACUACGGAAAAGAAGACGGCAAACUAUGCAAACCUCUGUCCAGCGGUUGCAAUGUAUGGACCCUGCAAUGUGGAAGACUUAGAACCUGGAAAAACCAUGAAGUGGUGUACAUGUGGUCUGAGCAAGAAGCAGCCGUGGUGCGAUGGAGCUCACAAAAAGACUGGUUUCAAGUCCCUAAAAUGGAAGGUUCCAGAUCAUCCCCAAAGAAUCUACUCUAUCUGUAACUGUAAACACACCAAGAAUCCACCAUUCUGUGAUGCCACUCAUGUAAACCUCCCCGCUGAGGUCAAUGAAAGGCAAAAGAACUGUAACAGUCUUCAUGAUGAAGACAUUAAGUUAUGCACUGGAUGUGGAUGGGUUCCAAAAUGGUGAAAUUAACUUUUUAACAUAGAUAUCAGGGCUUGACACUAACGGUAGCCAACUAGACACAGACUAGUGGUUUUUU